UGCAUUGCUGAGCAGCCAGUCGUGUUUUUCCCCCCUCUCUCUCUCUCUCUCUCUCUCUCUCUCAUCCUCUGACUCGCUCUCUGGCUGAGCGGACGGACUAGACCUCUCUCCUCUCUCCUCUCUCCUCUCUCCUCUCUCGCUCCUCUUCAACUCUCUCUCUCUCUAUAUUUCAUUGCUUCCUUUCUCCCGUGAUAUUAUUAUAUUUUAAACAUUCCCCCCCUCCCCCUCUGACCCCUCUGACCCCUACCCCCCCCCCCCCCCGGUGCCAGGAGCGUCGGUGGGGGUCCCCGUGUGCAUGUGUGUGUGAGUGUGUGUGGAGGUUUGGGCAUGGAGGCUGUGGCUCUGUAUACGUUUCGUGCCACGGAGGCUGAUGAGCUCAGCUUCACCAAGGGAGACCUGCUGAAGAUCACCAACAUGGAGGAUGAUCCUAACUGGUACACAGCUGAGCUCCACAACAGAAAAGGCUUCGUGCCCAAAAACUACAUCAACCUGCGGCCCCACGCCUGGUUCGCCGGUCGUGUUUCUCGCGGCGUGGCGGAGAGUCGCCUCCGGCAGCGAGAGUGCGGCGCCUUCCUGGUGCGAGAGAGCGAGAGCGCCCCCGGAGAGUUCUCCAUGUCCGUCAGCUACGGGGACCACGUCCAGCACUUCAAGCUGCUGCAGGACCGCUGCAGCCAGUACUACGUGUGGGACGAGCUCUUCUCCUCCCUCAACGAGCUGGUGGACUUCUACCACAGCAGCAGCAUCGCCAAGGAGAGGACCGUCUUCCUGAGGGACCCCGAGCACUUCGCCCGGCGCCCCCAUCAUGGCCACGCCCUCUUCGACUUCGCCCCCCAGCACCCGUCCCAGCUGCGCUUCCUGCGCGGCGACGUCAUCGAGCUCGUGGACUGCUCCGACUCGCUGCGCUGGCGGGGCCGUUGCCACGGCCACGUGGGCUACUUCCCCCCCGAGUACGUGCAGCCCAUCUACCACUGCCCCUGAGCGCCACUCAGGACACGCCGCCGCGGGGUUGGUCGAUGAGCCGCGUUGACCCCGCCCCCCCGGCGCCCCCCCCCACCCCCCUCACACUGCUCCCCUGCCGUGCACUCGCCCAUAAUCACUUCUUUUUUUUGUGGAGAACUGACAGAGCUGCACCUGCACUUGCUCGUGAUGUAACUGACUCCUCCCCCUUUUACCACUUUGCAACCUGUCAAUCACAAGCCUCGUCCAAUCAGCUGCUGCGGGCUCAUCCGUCGCUUCCAACUGCAUCACACAACUUGAAUCAUGUAAGAUAUGGACCUGAACACUGUGGGGAACUCACACACACACACACACAUUCCCAGGCAUACACACACACUUGAAAGUUGGGGGGGGGGGGAGAGGGGGGGUUGUGGAGGAUGCUUUCUCCACUGAAGAUGAGCGAGGAUUUUGCCGCCGCUUCCAAGAAGAGAUCCGUUGAGCUGAGCUGAGAGACACAGUGUGUGUGUGUGUGUGUGUGUGUGUGUGUGUGUGUGUGUGUGUGUGUGUGUGUGUGUGUGUGUGUGUGUGUGUGUGUGUGUGUGUGUGAAAUGUGGGUCUGAACACAUGUAAACCUGCAAACUUUAAGUAUGCCUCUUUGUGUGCUAAAGGAAAAAAGGGAACUGAAUGCAUGUGUGUGCGUGUGCAUGUGUGUGUGUGUGUGUGUGUGCGUGUCUGUGUGUGUGUGUGUGUGUGUGUGUGUUCUCUGGGGACCAGUAAAGGAGAUCGCUGUGUUCAAGUGACCAGUGAGAUGAACUUUGUUUUGAAAUGCAGCUUAAAAUGUAAAAUCCUCAAACUAAAUGUGUCAUUUGUUGGUUUUCAUGUAUUUAUUGUGUAACUUUAGAAUACUUAAAUAUUAAAAGUGAGAUAAAAACUUUGUAAAAGACGUUCCUGUUGCCACAAAUACUCGAAGAAAGACACGUUUGAUGUGGUUUAUGGUGAGAGCUUCACAUGACAAAUCAUUUGAAUAAAGGGAUUCAAUUACC
Messenger RNA from Pseudoliparis swirei, 1979 nucleotides. RefSeq names its product GRB2 related adaptor protein a (gene grapa). The record is from RefSeq and is a predicted model, not a curated record. The transcript is spliced from 5 exons. Gene Ontology annotation, molecular function: protein binding. The coding region runs from base 328 to 978 and encodes 216 amino acids. NCBI's taxonomy places the organism in Eukaryota, Metazoa, Chordata, Actinopteri, Perciformes, Liparidae.